CUCGGGAAGGCCCUCUACUCCUUGUUUCUCCGCGACUUGCCUUGCAUGAACCAUGGCCGCCGCAGAGAAGGAUCAGAAUCGCAAACCCAGCAGUCUCCGGUCUAUAAUCGCCGGUUCUAGUGCGGGUGCUGUGGAAAUCGCAAUCACCUAUCCAGCAGAAUUCGCGAAAACUCGGUCACAGCUCAAUCGCAGACUGCAUGAUUCCAAGAAACUACCAUGGCCCCCAUUCGGCAAGCAAUGGUAUGCCGGGUGUACUACACUAAUCAUAGGAAACUCUCUUAAGGCUGGCAUCCGGUUUGUUGCUUUCGACAAGAUUAAGUCUCUCUUGCAGGAUGAAAAUGGCAAAAUCUCCGGUCCAAGGACCGUGAUUGCCGGCUUUGGGGCUGGAUUCACCGAGUCUCUUUUGGCAGUAACCCCGUUUGAGAGCAUUAAAACCCAACUGAUCGAUGACCGGAAAUCUGCAAAUCCCCGUAUGCGCGGUUUCUUACACGGCAGCAAGGUGAUCUUUCAAGAGCGAGGCAUUCGCGGUUUCUUCCAGGGGUUUAUACCUACAACUGCUAGGCAGGCUGCGAACUCGGCAACAAGGUUUUCAAGCUAUACCAUGCUGAAACAAUUGGCGCAGGGCUACGUUGCACCGGGUGAAAAGCUAGGAACCGCGAGUACCUUCGCCAUUGGUGGUAUUGCGGGUCUUAUCACUGUCUAUGUCACCCAACCCCUUGAUACUGUGAAAACCAGAAUGCAAUCGCUCGAGGCGAGCAAGAACUACAAAAACAGCUUCGUCUGUGCGGCAAGAAUCUUCAAAGAUGAGGGGCUGUUCACACUGUGGUCCGGGGCUGUGCCUCGACUAGCGAGGCUGAUCAUGAGUGGAGGAAUUGUGUUCACGAUGUAUGAAAAGACUAUGGAGGCGUUGGACACGGUUGAUCCGGAAAGAAAAUACAUCUAAUGCUAUUGGGGAUUUGGAAACACAAAGUCAGUCAUGCGGGCUAUCCACAAUAUAAUAAGAUAUUUGCAAUACACCGUAUAUGUCAUCCCGAUACGGCAGUAAAAAAA
Molecule: messenger RNA, 1050 nt
Organism: Aspergillus steynii IBT 23096
Lineage: Eukaryota; Fungi; Ascomycota; Eurotiomycetes; Eurotiales; Aspergillaceae
Product: putative mitochondrial tricarboxylate transporter (Ctp)
Exons: 9
Coding region: 53-943 (296 amino acids)
Biological process (GO): mitochondrial citrate transmembrane transport
Source: RefSeq, a predicted model, not a curated record